AUGCCGCGGAGGCACUCGUGCCGCCCAUGCUCUGCGUUCUGCGUGGGUAGCGAGGUGCUCGCGUCGUCCAGUGCCGGCGCGUCGGCCGCAGGCAGGGGGCAGGCCGCUGAGGCGAUGGCGGGAGUCGGGUUCCCUGUGCACGAGGUGGAGGAGGGUCAUCCCGUCGUGCAGGCGUCGAGCCUGGAUUGCAGGGCCAAGUCUACCUGCUUCUGGAAGACGAGCAGCUGGGGCCGAUGCCAGGUACCGUUCAGGGCUUCCUGCGUGGAGGCCGGCUGCCGACUUAGCAUUCAUGAGCAGUGGUUCGACCGAAUCAGCCCGUUUCAGUCUAAGUUACCCCGUGACUUCCGCCAUUCGUUCAGCCCGAGUCAAUUCAAUGUUGCGUUUACCGAGCUGAGGCGUGGUUACCGUGACCCAACAAGGACGUUCCCAAAACGCAGGUGUUUAUUGAAGCGCGCCCGGAAAAGCAAGAGGAUGAACUGUUCGUUAUGUUCGGCACGAUGUUCGUUGUGUUAUUGUCAGAAAAGCCCAAGGUGCUCUUCCAUCAAAGUUAUUCAUGAAGAAGCGCGCGUCAAUCAGGGUCAAGCCAGCGCGGCCACUGUUACCAUGCGAUACGCCGCGAAGGAGGUAGAUGAUUUCUGCAUUCAGCCCGUGGAUGGUCUUGUUAUCUUCUACGAGCAGUACGACGUGGCUUAUCGGUCGGACAUCUUUUGCGAUGCCAUCGAUGAGUCCAACCGUUCUCUAGCCUUCCUGUCGGACUACACUCCGGAGCAGGGGUUGCAGGGCGGCCGCGCCGGCCAGGUCCGUUAG
Prorocentrum cordatum is the source of this 807-nucleotide messenger RNA. The record is from the annotation of a GenBank genome assembly. NCBI's taxonomy places the organism in Eukaryota, Dinophyceae, Prorocentrales, Prorocentraceae.